CUAAAAAUACCUAGGAGGUAGUGCAUAUAUCAUGUUGCAGCUAAACCAGUGAGAUGUACUUCAUGUGAGCAAUAAAACCUUUGCUUUUUUUUGCAGUUUAGUCUGCAAAAUCUAAAAACCCCAAAGGAUGGGGGAAACCAGUGUAGCUGGAGCAAAAAUGACAGACUCUCCAGGUGGAAAUACAGCAAUUAAGAAUGAAAAAAAGACAGAGGGAAACUCUUUCUUUAGCUGGCUGUUGGUGCUGGCUUUGCUGGGGGCUUGGCUGUCUGUGGGUGUUGUGUGGUUUGACCUUGUUGACUACAACAGUGUGGUUGGUGCUCUUGAAGGAAUAUAUGAUGCUGAUGGCGAUGGAGACUCUGAUGUAGAAGAUGCCAAAGUUUUGUUGGAGAUUGCUAAUAAAGAAAAAACCUCACAAAGAAAAAAUAUCACAAUAGAGGGAGACCGUAUCCAAGCAGGCCAUUCCAAGCAUACAUAUGAGAGCCCUAAAGAAGUGGGGCAUAAAACAGACAGAGAACAUCCUACCAGGGAUAUUGGCCAAAAGCUGAAAGCAGCUCUAAAGGAGCAGCUACAAAUUAUUCAUGAGAAGAUUGAAGUCAAAAAGAUUGCCAAACUAGCCCUUGCUGAGGUCCGUAGUGUUUUGGCUCAAGAUAAAGAGGACAGACAAGCUGCUAUUCCAGCCAAAAAAGGCAAAGAAGAGGCAGAAGUUAAGCUUCAAGAAGAACGAAUACAAAGAGAACGGGAGGAGAAACUAGCCAAGGGGAAAGCAGAUAGAGAAAGAGUGGAACAAGAAAAACUGUCCAAAGAAAAAGUAGUAAAAGAAAGGAUGGAGAAAGACAAAUCAGAAAAGGAAAGACUGGCUAAAGAAAAAGCAAAAAAGGAAAAACUCGCUAAAGAAAAAUCAGAGAAAGAAAAACUGGAAAAAGAGAGGGCAGAAAAGUUAAAACAUGAAAAAGAAAAGGCAAAAAAAGAAAAAAUGUCUAAGGAAAAAGUAGAACAGGAAAGACUGGAGAGCAAGAGAUCAGAUAAAGAAAGAAUGACCAAAGAAAAAGCAGAAAUAGAAAGAUUGGCUAAAGAAAAGUUGGGAAAAGAAAGACUUGCUAAAGAAAAAGCAGAAAAAGGAAGACUGGCCAAAGAAAAGGUGGGAAAAGAGAGGCUGGCCAAAGAAAAAUCAGAAAAAGAAAGAUUGGCUAAAGAAAAGUUGGGAAAAGAAAGACUUGCUAAAGAAAAGGCAGAAAAAGAAAGAUUGGUUAAAGAAAAGUUGGGAAAAGAAAGACUUGCUAAAGAAAAAGCAGAAAAAGGAAGACUGGCCAAAGAAAAGGUGGGAAAAGAAAAGCUGGCCAAAGAAAAAUCUGAAAAAGAGAGAUUCGCUAAAGAAAAAGCAGAAAAAGAAAGAUUGGCUAAAGAAAAGGUGGGAAAAGAAAGACUUAAGAAAGAGAGAGUGGAAAAGGAAAGACUGGUCAAACAAAAGGAAGAAAGGGGAAAUCUGGAGAAAGAGAAACUUAAAGUAAAAGAGAGUGCAUCAAAGGGGAAAACCAAGAAAGAAGUAAAGAAGAAUAUGAAAACUGCGAAAAAUUACAAAGUAGAAAAAGAGGCAAAAUAUAAAUAAGGCUCAUGGAAAAUGAAAAAGUAUCAGCUGAUGAAAAAAAAAUACCAAAGAAGAGAAAAUAUCUACUCGUGGUUUACUUAAAUCUUCAUGGAAAUAAAUAAAUAAAUAAAUAUUUUAA
Molecule: messenger RNA, 1724 nt
Organism: Carassius auratus (goldfish)
Lineage: Eukaryota; Metazoa; Chordata; Actinopteri; Cypriniformes; Cyprinidae
Product: calponin homology domain-containing protein DDB_G0272472-like
Exons: 6
Coding region: 128-1606 (492 amino acids)
Cellular component (GO): membrane
Source: RefSeq, a predicted model, not a curated record